Penicillium paradoxum is the source of this 960-nucleotide messenger RNA. Its product is annotated as aromatic alcohol reductase. The record is from RefSeq and is a predicted model, not a curated record. NCBI's taxonomy places the organism in Eukaryota, Fungi, Ascomycota, Eurotiomycetes, Eurotiales, Aspergillaceae. The transcript is spliced from 3 exons. Gene Ontology annotation, molecular function: oxidoreductase activity. The coding region runs from base 1 to 960 and encodes 319 amino acids.
AUGGCUUCAAACUACAUCACUAAAGUUGCUAUCGUCGGAGCCGGCGGCAACAGCGGAAGUUUCAUGACUGAAGCCCUGCUCAAGACCGGCAAACACAUUGUCACAGCCCUAACACGGGUUAACAGCCAGAGCAAGCUACCAGACGGCGUCAUUCCCAAGUCAAUCGACUACAACAAGCUGGAGACCAUUGUCGAGGCACUCCAGGGUCAGGAUGCACUGAUCAUUACUUUGAGUGGAGCUGUUCCACAUGAAAUCGAUCUGGCACUCAUUAAUGCUGCUGGCCAGGCGGGUGUACCUUGGAUUCUCCCGAAUGAGUGGGCACCGGAUACCGCAAAUGAGGAUCUCGUCAAGGACAUAGUGAUCUUCCAGCCGAAGAGAUCAAUUCGCAAAGCGAUCACCGAUCUCGGCAAAAGCUCUUACAUCGCUGUUAACACGGGAUUCUGGUAUGAAUGGAGCCUCGCAAUUCCAUCAGCUUUCGGGAUAGACUUCGCCAACCGCAAUGUCAUCUUCUUCGACGAAGGUGAGGCGAAGAUCUCGAUCUCGACCUGGCCUCAGGUUGGCCGCACUGUUGCUGGGCUUCUUAGCCUGCCAAUCAAGGCGGAGGGAGGUAACAAGGCUUGUCUUGAAACCUUGAAGAACCAGAUUGUCUAUGCUGAUUCUUUCACUGUGAGCCAAAAGGAUAUGUUAGAGUCUGCUUUUAGGGUUACUGGGACCACAGAGAAUGACUGGACUAUCACGAGAGAGUCGGCUAAGGAGAGGUAUGAGAAUGGCCAGAAGGAAAUGCAGGAAGGUGAUCGCAUUGGGUUUGUCAAGAUGCUGUAUACUCGAAUCUUUUUUGGAGAUGGUGCUGGGAACUUCAAGUCCAAGGGCACAUUGAAUGGGUUGCUUGGCUUGCCAACCGAGGAUAUUGAUGAAGCAACUAGGACAGCUGUCGAGCGUUCAAAUAACAGCCCUUGGUAA